AGUGCUGCUGUGCGGUGUUGUGGCGCCCGCCCUGGCGCCCGCUCUCUGGUGCUGUGCCGCCUCCAAGCCGCCGUCCUACCUUGUGGUCAGACCGUCAGAUCGCCGUCCUGCGGGCCGAUCUGGCCGCCAGGCCGCCGUCCUGCGAGCUGAUCUGACCGUCAGACCUCCGUCGUGUCGGCUGAUCUGACCGCCAGGCCUCCGUCCUCCGGGCUGAUCUGGCCGCAGGCCGCUGUCCUGCGGGCUGAUCAGACCGUCAGAUCGCCGUCCUGCGGGCUGACUUGACAGCGGCGGCCGCCUCAGUCGCUGCGCCGUUGCGCCCCUGAGCUGUGCUGCCGGCGCCGACCUCCUGAUAUUGACGCCGGUCCCAUCUGACCUGACCUGACCUGACGAGAUGUCACUGGAGGCGAUACGGUACGCGCCGGGUCGGCUGGAGGUGUUGGACCAGCUGCUUCUGCCCCGGCAGUCGGUGUACAUUCCCGUCAGGGACACGGACGACGGCUGGAGGGUUAUCAACACCAUGCAGGUGCGCGGCGCCCCCGCUAUCGCCAUCGUCGGCUGCCUCAGCCUGGCCGUGGAGCUGUCGCGCGCCAAGUUCGCCUCCGUCGACGAGCUGCUGGCGCACGUGCGCGGCCGGCUGCAGCACCUGGUGACGUCGCGUCCCACAGCCGUCAACCUGCAGACGGCUGCGCGGGCUCUGGCGGCGGCGGCGGAGCGGGCGGCCGAGGCCACCACUGACGUGGACCAGCUGCGGGACAGCGUGGUGACGGAGGCGGAGCAGAUGCUGUCGGCGGACGUGGCCGACAACCGAGCGAUCGGCGAGCACGGCGCCGACCACCUGUUGCGCACCGCCGCCGGCCCGCUCGCCCUGCUCACGCACUGCAACACGGGCUCGCUGGCCACGGCCGGCUACGGCACGGCGCUGGGGGUCAUCCGCUCCGUACACAGCCGCGGACGACUCGCGCGGGCCUUCUGCACGGAGACGCGGCCGUACAUGCAGGGCUCGCGGCUCACCGCGUACGAGCUGGUGCACGAGCAGAUCCCGGCCACGCUGGUCUGCGACUCGGCCGUGGCGGCGCUGAUGCGCGACGGGCGAGUCCACGCCGUCGUCGUGGGGGCGGACCGGGUGGCCGCCAACGGAGACACCGCCAACAAGAUCGGCACGUACCAGCUGGCGGUCGUGGCCGCCCACCACUCGGUGCCGUUUUACGUGGCGGCGCCGUCGACCUCGAUCGACCUGGGUCUGGCUUCGGGCGCCGAGAUCCCGAUUGAGGAGCGGCCGGCGGCGGAGCUGCUCUGUGUGGCCGGCCACCGCCUGGCUGCUGACGGGAUCGCUGCGUGGAACCCGGCCUUUGAUGUCACUCCGUCCAACUUGAUCACGGGCGGCAUCAUCACGGAGAAAGGUGUGCUGCCCGCCGCCGACGUCGGUCGGGUCGCUGACCUGUAGCCGUCGAUGGUCGUAGGGUCGUUGACCUGUCACCCGGAGAUCGGUGGGGACGCUGACCUGUGAACACUGGCUGGGCUGCUUGCCGCUGUGUGCGACGUAUCACCGCCGGUUGCGAUGUUCGCCACCAGGUGUCGUCGGCGUCACAGCCGCUCGUGGCGCGAAAUGGCGGGGAAUAGGUGGCGGCGGAUACCUCCUGCGGGGCGCUGGGUGGCAUUCUGGGGAAUGCUUGAUAUUACGAUAUGAUAUUCACUUUAAGUAUGCUGCCAUCAUCGUGUGGACAGGUCCAGAAUACGAUGUGCUUGUUCAUGGGACUUGUAACGACACAAAGACGCUUAUAAAUGAUAUCUUUUUCAAUUUAGUCAAAGGAUAUGCAUGCGUACAUGUGUCCAAGGCUAUUUGUAAUCGACGGUAUCCUUUGCAGUGAACUCAUAGCUGUCGCUCCGCAACCACUUGUAUGUCUUGUCUUUUGUGGCUUGAUUGCGCCGUGCAUUGCACAGCUCGUAACCUUCAAGCAGCCUGUGUGGCGUUCACAAUCCAUCGGUAUUGCCAGCACGGCUUGCUGAGUGGAUAUCGCCUGCGUAUACGGGGCGCUUUGAGCUGCAUUUGCCAUAUCAUGUUGCCUUGGGGCGCAUUUACCUCGCACGCUUGCACUAUGUUUAUCGGAAAUA
Molecule: messenger RNA, 2112 nt
Organism: Pollicipes pollicipes
Lineage: Eukaryota; Metazoa; Arthropoda; Thecostraca; Pollicipedomorpha; Pollicipedidae
Product: methylthioribose-1-phosphate isomerase
Exons: 7
Coding region: 392-1444 (350 amino acids)
Molecular function (GO): S-methyl-5-thioribose-1-phosphate isomerase activity
Source: RefSeq, a predicted model, not a curated record